AUGUAAUCCAUGAAGGAGAGUGGAGUCAUUUCCUGUCCAUGUUUAUUCUUGAAAUAUUUCUUCAAAUUGUAAAUAUUCUACCGGCGAUAUCCUGCAUUUGAGUAUUUGCAAAAUAAAGCAAACCGAUUCUUAUGUAACUAAUGGAGGAAGAGCAAGGUGCAACUGGGGGAAAAGUAUCACCAACGUCAGAAAGUCCACCAAGCACCCCUGUGAACGGAGUUAGUGAUCAGGAAUCCCCAGAUGCUAAGACAAUAAAAGAUGUUCAUUUGUGGAAAGGAGAAAAAAUCCUGGCCACAGGAAAAGACGUCACUUACCUUUGCCCUUUCAGUGGACCUGCCAGAGGAGUUAGUUAUGUGACAAACUACAAGUUGGUGUUUAAAGCAGAUGAGGAUCCUAUGUACACUGUUGAGUGCCCUCUUGGGACGAUUCUGCGUGUCGAGAAGGUUGGUGGUUCUACAAGCCGGGGAGAAAAUGCAUAUGGUUUGGAAAUAUUUUGUAAGGAUAUGAGAAAUCUCCGAUUUGCACACAAACAAGAAAAUCAUUCUCGAAGAAUUGUUUAUGAAAAACUUCUGCAAAUGGCAUUCCCGUCCCCGAAUAUAAAGGAAUUCUUUUGCUUUAAAUUACAAGAGAAGUUUCAGGACAAUGGCUGGGAUGUUUACGAUGCUUCACGAGAUUUGCAUCGACUGGGUUUGCCAACAGAUUGUUGGCGAAUAUCCCACAUUAACGAGAAUUACGAACUUUGUGAUACUUACCCACCCUUGGUGGGAGUUCCUCAAGACGUGGUAGACGAUGAUUUAAAGCAAGUUGCAACAUUCAGGAGCAGGUCAAGAAUCCCAGUUUUGUCAUGGCUGCAUCCUGUUAAUAAUGCUUCCAUCACACGAUGCAGUCAGCCUAUGUGUGGCGUGAGAGGCACGAGAAAUAAAGAUGAUGAGAAAUAUUUACAGAGUAUUCUGGAUGCAAACCCACAGUGUCACAAACUGCUUAUAAUGGAUGCAAGACCAAGAAUCAACGCGGUAGCUAAUCAGGCGAAGGGCGGUGGUUAUGAAAGUGACGAAUUUUAUCAAAAUAUAGAAUUGUUCUUUUUAGAUAUUGCAAAUAUUCACGUUAUGAGAGAAAGUUUACGCAAGCUUAAAGAUAUUUGUUUUCCAUCAAUUGAUGAUGUUCACUGGCUUGCUAACCUCGAAGCUACACACUAUCUGGAACAUAUUAAGCUGAUUUUAGCUGGUGCCGUGCGAAUUGCUGAUUCGGUUGAUAGAUGUCGAACCUCGGUACUUGUACACUGCAGUGACGGGUGGGACAGAACAGCACAGUUAACUGCGCUUUCAAUGUUAUUGUUGGAUCCAUAUUACCGAACGAUUGUUGGGUUCGAGGUUUUAAUUGAAAAAGAAUGGCUGAGUUUUGGACAUAAAUUUGCCCAGCGCAUCGGUCAUGGAGACAAGAAUUAUUCAGAUGAUCAAAGGUCUCCUGUAUUCGUUCAAUUUAUCGAUUGCGUUUGGCAAAUAACAAGACAGUUUCCCUGUGCGUUUGAAUUCAACGAACAAUUCCUCAUUACAAUUCUUGAUCAUUUGUAUAGCUGUUUGUUCGGAACGUUCUUAUGUAAUACGGAUUCUCAGAGAGAAAAAGAGGAAGUAAGAACUAAAACAACUUCCCUAUGGUCGCACAUUAAUAGUGAUUUGGAAAGUUAUAUGAAUCCAUUGUUUGCGACAUAUCUGCACAACCAUGUUCUAUUUCCUGUCGCAAGUCUUCGAAGAUUGGAGCUUUGGACGUCAUAUUAUAUCAGAUGGAAUCCAAGAAUGCAGCCACAAGAAUCAGAAGAACAAAGAAACAGAGAACUGUUUCAACUUACUCAACAGCUACGACAAAAAUGUGAUGAACUUCAGCGUGAAAUCGAGAGUCGUAUGAUGGAAGCACAAUCCACCCAGGCACCGUCUGAUUCCAUCCCAAGUGAUCACUCCCCAACCCAAUGGCCGUCUUCGUCAGCUGUGUAAACAUUGUAGAUGCACAACUUUAUACAGGGGGAUAUAUGUAGCUAUCUAAAAUGUGUAUACAGAUCAUUCGAAAAAGGUUGUUAUGAAAAAUUCAUAAGUUCAAACUCAAUUCGAAGUCUGCAAACAUCAUGCAGGGUUACGUGUAUGGGAUAUACAGGUUAAUUUGUGCCGUAGAGUGUUGUUUCAACUUGUUCAAACAGACUCAACUGUUGGUGUUAUCACAUCGUCUAACAGUUUUCGAAUAAGUAUAUAUGAUGUUUGUAUGUGCGAGUUGAAGAUGAUGGGUAUUUAAUACUAAUAGCGAUUAAUUUUAGAAUGAAUAAAGUUUGUAAAUAAUGAUGAUAUUAUAGUCUUGAUGUUAUAAGGACGUUUUAUUGGACUUUUUUACAUUGCUAGGAA
Dendronephthya gigantea is the source of this 2387-nucleotide messenger RNA. RefSeq names its product myotubularin-related protein 2-like. The record is from RefSeq and is a predicted model, not a curated record. Gene Ontology annotation, biological process: dephosphorylation. Gene Ontology annotation, molecular function: phosphatidylinositol-3,5-bisphosphate 3-phosphatase activity. Bases 141 to 1988 code for a protein of 615 amino acids. The transcript is spliced from 25 exons. NCBI's taxonomy places the organism in Eukaryota, Metazoa, Cnidaria, Anthozoa, Malacalcyonacea, Nephtheidae.